UGCUCUGAGUGCCGGGACUAUGUGUAUGAGUACUGUGCAAUACAUGGGCCGUUGCUAGUUAUACCCGAUGACAAGGGGCGGGGAUAGGCGUGUUCAGUACGCUGACGCUGCCCAGCGGCGUGCGCUUCGGGCCCUACCGCGGCCGCCGCCUCAAGACCUCGCUCGACUCCGGCUACGAGUGGCAGGUGUACGACCGCAACAACAAGCCUUGCCACGUGGUGGACGCGAGCGACGGCGACCACUCCAACUGGAUGCGCUACGUGAACUGCUCGCGGCGCUCCUCCGAGCAGAACCUGCUCGCCUUCCAGUACCAGGGCGAGCUCUACUACAGGCGAAUGUUAAUCCCUGUAGGACGGUGAAGAUCGUGCCGCGCUUCACGGAGCUGCUGGUGUUCUGCGGCAGCGAGUUCGCCGCCCGGCUCGGCGUCGACCUGCGCCGCUACACCAAGCCCUGCGACUGCAAACACUGUCGAGCUAAACUUGGUGCCAAAAAAGAACCAGAGAAAAUAAACAAAGGAACAACGUCUAAUGAAAAGAAGAAUGAAACAAAAAUUAAGGAUGAUAGUUCAGCUCAAGCUAAACUUGUCACCGAAAAAGAACCUGCGAAGACUAACAACCGUAAAACACGUAAUGCAAAGAAAAAAGAAACAGAAAUUAAGGAUGUUAGUUCAGCUCAAGGCAAACUUGUCACCAAAAAAGGACCUGCGAAAACAAACAAACGUAAAAUGCGCAAUGAAGAUAAGAACGAAACACAGAUAAAGGAUAAUGUCACAAAAGGUAGUCAAGUCGAAAAGCUACAGGAGCCUUCUUCGUCUCAAGCGGAAUCACCAAUGAACAUGGAUGUACAAGAGAUUCCUCCUACAAGACCUGCUGCUGAUGGAUCUAACACAACGGUAUCGAAUGCGAAUAACUACAAAUGCGACCAGUGUGGCAAAACAUUCGAUGUAAAGUCACACUUAGAGAAACACCUACAGUCUCACAUUGCACUAAAAAAGGCUAAAACCAGCACAGGGAAGGAAUUCACGUGUAAUAAAUGCAGUAGCACAUUUGAUACUCGGCUGCUUCUACUGGAGCAUGCGAAGAGCCGGCAUGGCGUGGAGUACUUCACUUGCUCUGCAUGUGAGUAUGCAACUAGUCAUAAAGGAUAUCUACAGACACAUCUGAGGACUCAUACUGGCGUGCGGCCAUUCAAAUGUGAUCAAUGUAGCGCGGCCUUUACCCAAAGCAGUGAUUUACAAAAUCACAAGAGAAUACACACAGGUGAGAAACCGUUCAAAUGUGGCCAGUGUAAUGCCGCCUUUACCCAAAGCGGUCAUUUACAAAGUCACAAGAGAACACACACGGUAGACAAACCGUUCAAGUGUGGACAGUGUAAUUCCGCCUUUGCCCAAAGCAGUGCUUUACAAAUUCACAAGAGGACACACACAGGAGAUAAACCGUUCAAAUGUGGCCAGUGUAAUGCCGCCUUUACCCAAAGCGGUCAUUUACAAAUUCACAAGAGAACACACACGGGUGAGAAACCGUUCAAAUGUGACCAGUGUAAUGCCACCUUUACCCAAAGCGGUCAUUUACAAAGUCACACGAGAACACACACAGGAGAUAAACCGUUCAAAUGUGGCCAGUGUAAUGCCGCCUUUACCCAAAGCGGUCAUUUACAAAGUCACAAGAGAACACACACGGGAGACAAACCGUUCAAGUGUGGACAGUGUAAUUCCGCCUUUGCCCAAAGCAGUGCUUUACAAAUUCACAAGAGGACACACACAGGAGAUAAACCGUUCAAAUGUGGCCAGUGUAAUGCCGCCUUUACCCAAAGCGGUCAUUUACAAAUUCACAAGAGAACACACACGGGUGAGAAACCGUUCAAAUGUGGCCAGUGUAAUGCCACCUUUACCCAAAGCGGUCAUUUACAAAGUCACACGAGAACACACACAGGAGAUAAACCGUUCAAAUGUGGACAGUGUAAUACCGCCUUUACCCGAAGCGGUACUUUACAAAGUCACGAGAGAACGCAUACUGGCCAGAAACCCUUUGAGUGCAAUAUCUGUGACUACAGGGCUAGUCGGUCAAGUCAUCUAAAGAGACAUCUAAUGGGCCGGCACUCGGGCCUAAAGCCGUACGGCUGCGAGUCGUGCACUUACAGGGGUGCUACUAGAAAUCAUUUAACAAACCAUAUGAGAACCCAUCGUAAGCCGGCUUAA
This is a messenger RNA of Cydia amplana, 2197 nucleotides long. Its product is annotated as zinc finger protein ZFP2-like. The transcript has 5 exons. The record is from RefSeq and is a predicted model, not a curated record. NCBI's taxonomy places the organism in Eukaryota, Metazoa, Arthropoda, Insecta, Lepidoptera, Tortricidae. Bases 68 to 2197 code for a protein of 709 amino acids. Gene Ontology annotation, biological process: regulation of gene expression. Gene Ontology annotation, cellular component: nucleus.